Drosophila serrata is the source of this 1309-nucleotide messenger RNA. Its product is annotated as LITAF domain-containing protein. Gene Ontology annotation, molecular function: zinc ion binding. The record is from RefSeq and is a predicted model, not a curated record. Lineage: Eukaryota; Metazoa; Arthropoda; Insecta; Diptera; Drosophilidae.
UUCGCAAGAAUUUGUGUGCGCAGGUGUAUCAAGGCCGAGAAAACGGCUAAAAAAGGGCAGCUACAAAGAACGACGGUCUUGACUAGAUAAAACGUUUUAUCUUUCACGAAGAAUAAUAUUUGUGUAUGCAGUUGUGUGCGUGUGCGUGUGCAUGUAGUGCGGGUUGCGAACAAAAAUAUCCAUUGAAAAUUAGCGCAAAUUAAAUUGGCUGCUGGCGUCACGAUUUGCAUAAACUUAAUCGACAAAAGCAUUUAGUAGGAGCCUAAGCCUAAGCCAUAAUGAGUAAGCCGGGCAGUGCUCCGCCGCAGUUUACCUAUGUGCCGCCACCAUCGGCACCGCCAUCAUACCAGGAGGCGGUGGGCGGCGUCAAGCCCGUGGGCCCCUACACACCCGUAGUGGCUCCCGCCACCACCAACACAACCAUAGUGACUACAUUAGUGCCUAUUAGCCGGUCCUCAACGCACAUGAUCUGUCCGUCGUGUCACGCCGAGAUUGAAACGACCACGCGCACCGAGCCCGGAAUGAUUGCCUAUUUGUCUGGAUUUUUGAUUGCCCUGUUUGGAUGCUGGCUGGGAUGCUGCCUGAUACCGUGCUGCAUUGACGACUGCAUGGACGUGCAUCAUUCAUGCCCCAACUGCAGGGCAUACUUGGGGCGCUACCGGCGAUAAGAUCCGGCGGUUGAUCCAGCUCGGUUCGAUUGCAGCUCCGUGGUGUAAUUACUUUAAGCAAGCGUUUUGCCUUUAUUUAUUUAAUUGUAGUAAUGUCAUUUGGAUUCCACAUGGAGGCAGGUGGAACGAGCCCAGGCUUCCCUUAAUCUAACUCUAACUUGCUAAAAUUGCUCAGUGCCGCCGGUGUUUAUAUAUUUUUCGGUUUGUCCCCACUUUUUUAACUGUUAUACUUGUAUGUUUCUGCCACGCUAAAGAUAGUUAUAUACGUGUACAUUAAACCACCCAGGACAACUACGACGAAAAUUAAAUAAUAAAUAUGCUUUUGUACGUAGUACUCAUACAAAUAUGCACUUGGCACCUGCCUGCUGGGUCCAUUUUGAAGCAGGAGGAGCCCUUGGAUACACUUGCACAAAUUGUAAAUCUAUACAAGUUUAGCCCCAAAGUUUUCUUCGCGCACAUCGAUUAAUAUAUUAUAUAUACAUAUAAUAUAUAUUUAUGGCAUAAAUAUAAUGUAGUCGGUUGAACAAAAAGACACAUGAUACAACAUAUUUUUGUAAUGAUCUGUAAAAGAAUCUUAGGCGAAUGUGCAUAAUUUGUAUGCUAUAAAAGCUAAUCUGUGUAAUGAUUAAUCACCAAAACUA